Penaeus chinensis is the source of this 3127-nucleotide messenger RNA. RefSeq names its product polypeptide N-acetylgalactosaminyltransferase 2-like (gene Pgant2). The transcript has 15 exons. Gene Ontology annotation, cellular component: Golgi apparatus. NCBI's taxonomy places the organism in Eukaryota, Metazoa, Arthropoda, Malacostraca, Decapoda, Penaeidae. The coding region runs from base 170 to 1837 and encodes 555 amino acids. The record is from RefSeq and is a predicted model, not a curated record.
UCCAGACUCCGUGUCGCGAGGACCUCUUACUACGAUGCGGAGGAACUGCAAACUCUUCAUCUUCAUUCGUGUGUGUGGACGCUUUGUGUGGUCGUGUACCUGAACACAGCAAGGAUGUGAAGCGCCCAUCAAGGAGCAGAUCGACUGCUCUGUAUAUACCGGUCAUCUAAUGCUGAUUCGAUCUUCUUCUCAGACCUCUAGGAGCCAGACGGGUGACCUGUGGAAGGGCUCGGAGAACCUGGCGCUGCGCUUGAAGGACUCCGCCGUGACCGCGCAGCAAGGGCAGGCCUUCUCCAAGGCGGCGGCGGGGGCGGGGGCCGCAGGCGGAGGCAGCUCCAGCGUAGGCCUACGUCCGUCGAUGUUCCUUGAUGAGGAGGCCUACAUCGCCGCCGCCACGCUGGCUCCCGGCGCGGACGCCUACACCAGAAACAAGUUUAACCAGGCCGAGAGCGACAAGCUGGCCUCCAACCGCGAUGUUCCCGACACCAGGCACUUCACGUGCCGAAAGAAGGAAUGGAGAACCGACCUGCCACAGACUUCAGUAAUCAUCACCUUUCAUAAUGAAGCCAGGUCGACCCUCCUGCGAACGGUGGUCAGUGUGCUGAACCGCAGCCCGGAACACCUCGUCAAGGAGAUUAUUUUGGUGGAUGACUUUAGUGACGAUCCUUCUGAUGGUGCCGAGCUCUCGAAGAUCCAAAAAGUGAUUGUCAUUAGGAAUGAGAAGAGAGAAGGUUUAAUGAGGUCACGUGUUCGAGGAGCUGACGCGGCCACAGCUCCUAUCCUCACGUUCCUGGAUUCCCACUGUGAAUGUAAUCAGCAUUGGCUGGAACCCAUGCUGGAGAGGGUGACGGAGGACCGAAAGCGCGUAGUGUGUCCCAUCAUUGACGUCAUCAGCAUGGACACCUUCCAGUACAUAGGAGCUUCAGCCGACCUUCGAGGUGGAUUUGACUGGAAUCUGGUCUUUAAGUGGGAGUACCUGUCCAGCGAAGAGAAGAAGAAGAGGCAGAAGGACCCGACUCAGGUUAUAAAAACUCCCAUGAUUGCCGGUGGUCUUUUUAUGAUUGAUAAAUCAUACUUCGAUGAACUUGGCAAAUAUGACAUGGCGAUGGACAUUUGGGGAGGAGAAAAUUUAGAGCUGUCGUUCCGCGUGUGGCAGUGCGGAGGCAGCCUGGAGAUCGUCCCCUGCUCCCGCGUCGGCCACGUGUUCCGGAAGCAGCACCCUUACACGUUCCCCGGCGGCUCCGGCACCGUGUUCGCGAGGAAUACCCGGCGGGCGGCGGAGGUGUGGAUGGACGACUACAAGAAGUACUACUACUCGGCCGUCCCUCUCGCCAAGAGUGUCAACUUUGGGAACACCAGAAUUCGCAUUGAACUGCGCAACAAACUGAAAUGCAACAACUUCAAGUGGUACAUGGAUAACGUGUACCCAGAGCUCACAGUACCCAACGCUGGCCACGCUACCUUCGGAGUCUUCAAACAGGGACUGAAGUGCAUGGAUACGCUUGGACACCGCGCCGAGGGAACCAUAGGCUUGUACGCUUGUCACGGAACAGGUGGAAAUCAGGAGUGGGCAAUGACACGUGAUAUGCUCAUCAAACACAGCGAAUUAUGCCUAACUCUACCAGAACCCAGAGGAGGAACAGUUCUUAUUCUGGAACCAUGUCAAAAUAAUGAUUUGCAGAGAUGGGUCCGCACAGAUGGAGAUCGCUUGAUCAAAUCCGAAGGCCACAAUUUAUGCAUAGAUAGCGCAAAAGAAAAAGAUGUUGGCCUAGUUGUUGAAGCCUGUGAUAAGACUAUACUCACACAGCGAUGGUCGUUCACAGUGAAUAAAACCUAACUAAAAUAAAGUAACUAAACCUAUGGAUCUUGGCCAAGAAGUUAGUCGGAGAUACCAAAGACGUGAUUAAUUUCAGCAGGAACACUGCACAAUUUUUUUCUGUUUCUCAUAACUAGGCAUAACAUUUGUGAUGGAUAACAUGACUGUGUUAAUUUUGUAUCUCGAAAUUUACUAAUUUCUUUAGUCACUGAAGUUAUUUAUUAGGGGACUUGUUCAGAGAAGAAUAUGUAUUCUCAGGUGAUAAUAGGAAAGAUAAGAUGCUGGUGUAGUGCAAUAUUUGCCCUACAAAUAACUCUGAAUAUGAGGUGAUAGUUACGAGUAUGUCCAUUCAAAAGAUGAUGAAUAUUGUACAGUUUUGUCUUGUAUAGUAACUUUUUUUAUUUAAAGAGAAAUGUAUAGAUAAAUUAUUAGCAUAUUGUCACUGUUUAUCUUCUUUUGUCAUUUGGAUACAACCAUGUCCUUUAUAGGGCACCAUUCUAUGUAAAAGGGAUAGACGGUCAUUGUACAUAAGUCCCAUCGCAUGAUUCAUAAGGAUGUGUUAAGACAGAUCCACUAUCACAUAGUUCAUAAUACAUGAUGACCAACUUAUCACCUAUCACUUGUGAUUUGUGCUUCAGUGGACUGAAUGUCAUAUAUUUAUUUAAAGUGAUUUUGUUAAUCUUUGGAGUAUUUUGAUUAUUUAGUUUAUAUUGAUUAUAUUAUUUUCCAUAUUCUGUAAUGGAAAACUUAAAAUGUUUAAUAGUUUUUUUAACAAUUUUUGUUUUAAUUGUGAAAGUAUAUUGAAAGUUGUAGUGAUGGUAUUUAAAUUUUAGGAUAAAAUGUAGUAGUGUCUGCUUCUAUCUCUAUUUGCAUUUAGUUGUGCAUACUCAUGAUAGUUAUGCUUUUUAGUAUAGCAUGCAUCAACUACUGAACAGUUUUAUAAUAUGAUUCAUAGUCGAUUUUAAGAGAACAAUAAUUGUACAAGGAACAGACUUCUCCUUUGAGAUGAGGUUAGCUAUUUAUUUUGAACUGUAUCCCAUGGUAUAGAAUCUUUAUUCAGUUAUAUUAAAAGCAUUUAAGAUAUUCUGCAUUUUCUUUAAUUUGUUUAAGGUAUUUGCAUAAAUGGAUGAUCAAGCCAAAUCCUUUAUUAGUAUUCUUUUUUCGCCAGUAUUAUGAAUUGAUAUCUAAUAUAAGAAGUUAUUCAUAUUUUCGUAAAGAAUACUGAAGCUUUACUAUGGGAAAUAGCUCACUUUUUAUUUGGUGUAUGUGCUAUAAAAUAGAAAAAAAAGCUUUGGGUGAAAAGUUGGUGUG